Messenger RNA from Nicotiana attenuata, 1564 nucleotides. Its product is annotated as mitogen-activated protein kinase kinase kinase NPK1-like. NCBI's taxonomy places the organism in Eukaryota, Viridiplantae, Streptophyta, Magnoliopsida, Solanales, Solanaceae. Gene Ontology annotation, biological process: protein phosphorylation. The coding region runs from base 119 to 1198 and encodes 359 amino acids. The record is from RefSeq and is a predicted model, not a curated record. Gene Ontology annotation, molecular function: protein kinase activity; ATP binding. The transcript has a single exon.
CUGUGUAAAGCAAAGUUCGCGGUUAAUUGCGCGUUCCUCUGCUCUAUUCUUUCCUUCUUUAACAGAAAGCCUAAAAUACCAAAUUUUCAGCAAAAAUCUUUUCGCAAAAAAUACAGCCAUGGAUUGGGUUCGAGGUGAAGCGGUUGGCCAUGGAAGCUUUGGCAAAGUCAGUUUUGCAAUACCCAGAAAGCAGAGCACUCAGGUUAUGGUGGUCAAGUCCUCUGCCGCUUCCCGCUCGGCUACUCUGUUGAACGAGAAGCUGAUCUUGGAUGAGCUUAACAGUUGCCCCCACAUCAUCAAUUGCCUUGGCGACAACUAUACAUACGAAAAUGGCGAAAAGAUAUACAAUGUCUUAUUGGAGUAUGCUUCUGGAGGUGAUUUAUCAGAGAAGCUCAAGAAUUCCGGUGAUCAUAUAUUGCCGGAAUUUGAAGUCAAAAAAUACACUAAGGCCUUACUUAGAGGGCUGCACUAUAUCCACAAGAGUGGCUAUGUCCACUGUGAUAUUAAACAUCAGAACAUUCUUUUAGGCGAAAAUGGUCAAGUCAAAAUUGCUGAUUUUGGAUUGGCAAAGAGAGCCGAACACAAGAAAAAUGACAAAUUGCGAUGUGAAUUGAGGGGCACUCCAUUGUACAUGUCGCCGGAAAUGGUUACCGGCGGCGAACAAGACUCUCCCGCCGAUAUCUGGGCACUUGGGUGUGUUGUGGCAGAGAUGGCAGCAGGAGUUCCAGUUUGGAAAUACUCAAAUAUAACCCAACUAUUGAUGGCAAUUGGAAUUGGUGAUCAAUUGCCUGAAUUUCCCGCGAAAUUAUCCGAGGAGGGAAAAGAUUUUCUAGGAAAAUGCUUUUUGAAGGACCCAAGAAAGAGAUGGACGGCUGAGAUGCUUCUGAACCAUCCCUUUGUUGCUGAUCAAGAUUAUGAUGAUGUCACUGUUACCUUGAAUGACGAAACAUGCGGGAGUGGCAGUCCUUCGACGUCUCCUAGGUGCCCAUUUGAUUUCCCAGAUUGGGUCUCUAAUGCUUCUGCUGCAUCAGCCAUUACAUGUUCAAUUACAUCUCUGCCCUCGCCGGCAAUUCAAGAAUUGCUGAAGUUUUGCGGCGGGUCAUGGUCAACAAAGCCGGCGGAGAGGCUGCGGGAGUUAAUCAAUGAAGGACCUGAAUCUGAGUGGUCCACUGAUGAUGGCUGGGUCUGCGUUCGGUGAUGUCUAUCUCAAAUUAUUUUAAAUUUAAGUGAUAGAAAAAACCAGAGUACUGAAGAUUUUUUUGUUAUCAGCUCUGAUUUUUUUUCCCUUUCACCUUAUUGGUUAGGCAGGUCAAUUUAUUUCUUACUUCUUUAUUAUUAUUUUUUUCGUACAUAGAAAACAAGUUCAUUGUACAUACAAAAGUUGAAAUUAGGAUAUCAUUAACAAAGACAAGUUAUGAAACAACUUGGUUACUUGGAAAAACGACAACUGCAAAAGGCAGCGGAUGCAAUACUUGUGCUUUGGAUAGGAUGUGCUGCAGUUUCUUUCCGCCCAGAUAUUUUGGGCCAACAAUCUAUCACCUAUAUCAUACUCAAUCAUUCAGUU